Messenger RNA from Microsporum canis CBS 113480, 1098 nucleotides. RefSeq lists its product as hypothetical. Gene Ontology annotation, biological process: intracellular protein localization. Bases 1 to 1098 code for a protein of 365 amino acids. Gene Ontology annotation, cellular component: plasma membrane. The record is from RefSeq and is a predicted model, not a curated record. Lineage: Eukaryota; Fungi; Ascomycota; Eurotiomycetes; Onygenales; Arthrodermataceae. The transcript is spliced from 3 exons.
AUGUCGGCGCCAUCUCUUCUUGAGAAUGAGUACCGCAACAGGCUCCCAACCCUCCUAGAAGUCCUGGGAAGACGGACUCUUGCGCCUGUUGACUUGUUCUCAUUCUACAUCUACAUGAGAGACCAGCAAUGCUCUGUUGACUACCUCGAUUUCUGGCUUGACGUAUCUCAACACAUGUCUCUAUGCCGUCACUAUGUCCGCGAACUACGUCGUUCAGUUCUACUCGAGACACCAGAACCCGAGAAAUUUGACAGCCGACCUUCUACUGCCUCUCAACGACACCGAGGCGCAAUUCCGGGAGAUGGAAAUGAAUUCACAAACAUGGCUGUCAAUGGACGUGGCAACGCACAUAGUGAACUCGAGAAUUCUGACCAGCGGCUGUCAGCCUUUCUGCGUUCUGAGGGCCAGAGUUCUAUGAGAAACAGCGAGGAAUCCGAAUAUUCGAGAAGACGAGGUUCUUUACCUAGCCAAGCUCGACGUAUUAGCACCGCUUUGAAUGGCAUCUCCCAUGGCAACGGUAACAGCAACGGCAACGACACAAGCUCCCCAGGCCAUACAGUUGCUCGCUCAGACAUUCGAGCAAGUGCAGUGAGAAUCCUAUACACAUACUUACUACCCGGUUCCGAACGCGAGGUUGUUUUACCAGAUAGCAUCGUGGGUGAGAUCGUUCACAUGAUUGAGGAAGAAGGUAGAGAUGACCCUGAGGUUUUCGAUACAGCAAAGGACUACGUUUUCCAAGCUAUGGAACGGGAUGCUUUCCCGGGUUUCCUCCAAGCCAAGGCACUCGGCAAUUUAGUCCCACCAAGUAUUCUCGCUCGCCUAGUCAUUGCCCUCGUCAGCUUUGGAGCAGGAUUCUGGGCAGGAUUCUUUGUUAUCCUAACAGACACUCCACGGAACACCCGUUGCUGGUACAAGAUCGACCCUGUCCUUGCCCUCGCGGGACUGAGCGAAUACACGUUCAUGAACUGGACCCGGAUCAGAGAACCAUACGUUCGAGCUCUUCUGGUCAAACGAGCUUCGGUAUCUCUAUUCCUUGCUGUGGUCAUUGCGCUUGCACUUUGCUUGCUCUUUAUCCUUGUACCAGGAACCCGCCUGUAG